Pestalotiopsis fici W106-1 is the source of this 2109-nucleotide messenger RNA. RefSeq lists its product as uncharacterized. Gene Ontology annotation, molecular function: protein binding. NCBI's taxonomy places the organism in Eukaryota, Fungi, Ascomycota, Sordariomycetes, Amphisphaeriales, Sporocadaceae. Bases 1 to 2109 code for a protein of 702 amino acids. The record is from RefSeq and is a predicted model, not a curated record. The transcript has a single exon.
AUGCACCGGCCCGUGACCCCUAACCACCCCAGUCGACGCCUCUCGAGCUCCUCGUCUGCCCAGGAUGGCCAGGCGUACCAGACGGCCUUGAAAGGGGCCUCUCUUGCUUUUCAGAGAACAGGUCCGUCGUCGACGUCGAAUGGCAACGGUGCCGGGAACGCUUCGAGGAACGACAAGGGCGCCUUGAUGGCAGCUACCCACAUCAGUCGCCAGACUACCGGCGGCAGCGUUCAGGAUGGGAAGCACGGUCGCGUAGUCGACAAGAAUGGCACCACUCAGCGAUUAACUCAGACAUUGACCGGGCCAACGCAAACCUCGCAGAACAAUGCCGGGGGUUCGACGCUGAAGCCUCCCGGCAGGCUCAACUUGGCAACCGACCCUCGAGCGACGUCGUUUAUUGCUGCGACCCUGGCUGCGAGUCGGUCGGCCAGCCCCAGUCCGAAUCAGCGACCGCAGGUACGGCCCAGCAACAAUACCCAGCCCGGGGCUGCAAAUGUCAAGCAAAAGAAGAAUAGCCCAGCAAGCUCUGUGACUAGUCUGGACCUGACGACGGACAUCACUUCCAUCCCGCCUACCAAUGCCUUGAUAUCCAUGUUUGAGACGAACAACAGAGGUCACAGUGCCAGUACGAGUGGUGAUCCUACAAAGAAGCCCAAGCUACGACCUACCACACCCUCACGGGGUAUCAGCUCUGAUAAGAAACCAGCAGCACUGCGUUCGCCCUCACCUUCGCGAUUAGCGAGCAAUUCAGCGUCGGGAAAGUCAGAGUCAUUCACGGCAUCAAACACGAACUCCAAGAGUGAUGCGCCAGAAGAGAAUCCAUCAACUCUGGCCAAGAAGAAGAAGAAGCCGCCACCGUUACCUGCUGCAAGUAAGCCGCUACAAAUUAAAGCAGAUAUGGCUGGGGAGCCUAUGCAAGCCAUUGUCAAGAGCAAGCAUCGUGCCAGUACGCCACCUCGAUCUGCGAGCAAGACGGACACUCCUGUUCUAUCACCGCAGCCGCAGAGAGCUGCGUCACAUAAAAUGGUGGAACCUCCACUACCGCCAGAACAACAAACCGAGGUGACUCGCAAACCGCCGCCACCAGCAGUCAGACGGAAACCACAAUCUCAGACCGCACAGCAGAUUGCACAAAUGGUCUUGUCUCAAUCAACUGCACCAAAGCCUCCGUCGCAACCACUCAUCAAGUCAUCUGAUCGGCGCUCCUCGGUGUCUUCUGACGAUACUUUUGUAUCAGCAUCUUCCGUGCAGACCUCGCGGCCACCCUCCCCUCAUAGAGGUCGUUCACCAACCAUGGAGUCUGAGCAACCACCUCAAGUCCUGCUUCGGACCCGGCCUAGAUCCGUUCACACUUUGGCUAGGGAUGCCACAGCUAAGAACCAGAGUCCAGCUCCACCUCCACCGCGACGCAGUCAACAACCCACCAAUAUGACCUUGAACAACUUGACAAACGCCACCAUGGCUGGAAUCGUGGCAUCAUCUCGUUCUCCUCUUCUGGGUAGCGCUGCCCCAUCACCCCGUCCGCCCUCGGUACCGCCGCGGCAAAAUACACCGCUCAUGCGGCAGACUCUCCGCAAGCCGCGAUCGGACUCAUCAGACGAGGAAGAAAAGUGGAAAGCUCGCCACCGAACCAAGCCGCUCCAAAGCAAGAAGAAGCACUCACAUCAUGAGGGUGCACGCAAGCGCUGGCGCGAGGAAAUCACCAUCAGGGAGCGUAGGCGGUACGAAGGCGUAUGGGCCAGUAACCGAGGACAAUUACUGACUCCUUCGCCCGCUGACUCGAACGGAACAACUCCACAGACCAACACCCCGAGCCCUUCCAAUGGAGGCAACGGCGAUGGAGACCUCGUCGUCAAUGUUAUUGUUCGUGAUAUAUGGUCUCGAAGCCGGUUACCUCCCGAGGAGCUGGCCGAGGUCUGGGAUCUUGUAGAUCAGACGGGACGGGGCGCGCUUACCAGGACCGAGUUUGUCGUUGGCAUGUGGCUCAUUGACCAGAGGCUACGAGGAAGGAAGAUACCACAAAAGGUCAUGGACAGUGUCUGGGCCAGCGCCCGGGGCUUGUCGGUCAAGGGCCCCCCUAGAGACAAGCAAAAGGUGAAGCAUCACUAG